Molecule: messenger RNA, 8921 nt
Organism: Cinclus cinclus
Lineage: Eukaryota; Metazoa; Chordata; Aves; Passeriformes; Cinclidae
Product: attractin-like
Exons: 27
Coding region: 1-3873 (1290 amino acids)
Cellular component (GO): Golgi apparatus
Molecular function (GO): protein binding
Source: RefSeq, a predicted model, not a curated record
AUGGUCCGUGUUGUGCCGCCGCCCCCCGCCCGCCCCGCUCCGAGCCGGCAGCGGCCGCAGCCGCAGAUGGCGCGGCGGGGACCGGGAAGGCGGGGCGGAAGGUUACCGGCGCCGCCGCCGCCGCCGCUGUUGGCGCUACUGCUGCUGUUGGUGCUGGGCCCCGCCGCCGCCGCCGGCGAGGAAGUGGCUGUGUCCAAGGAAUGCGACAAGCCGUGCGCCAACGGCGGGCGGUGCCAGCCGGGCACCGGGCAGUGCGAGUGCCAGCCUGGCUGGGUGGGCGACCAGUGCCAGCACUGCGGGGGGCGCUUCAGACUCACUGAACCUUCAGGGUAUGUCACAGAUGGGCCUGGAAAUUACAAAUACAAGACAAAAUGCACCUGGCUCAUUGAAGGAAGGCCAAAUACAAUCCUCAGGCUUCGAUUCAAUCACUUUGCCACAGAGUGCAGCUGGGACCACUUGUAUGUGUAUGAUGGAGACUCAAUUUAUGCUCCCUUACUGGCAGCUUUUAGUGGUCUUAUUGUUCCUGAGAAAGACAGCAAUGAAACAGUACCUGAAGUUGUAGCUACUUCUGGAUAUGCCCUUCUACAUUUCUUCAGUGAUGCUGCCUAUAAUCUCACAGGGUUUAACAUCACCUAUAAUUUCAAUAUGUGUCCCAAUAACUGCUCUGGCCAAGGGGAGUGUAGGCUCAACAGCAGCACCAUGGCCCUGCAGUGUGAGUGUGCCGAGCGCUGGAAGGGAGAGGCUUGUGAUAUUCCCUACUGCCCGGAGAACUGUGGGGCACCUGAGAGAGGCCAGUGUAACCUCAAUGGCUCUAAAGUGUGUUUGUGCUCUGCAGGAUGGCAAGGUCCUGGCUGUUCAAUUCCUCUUCCUGGAAACCAGUCGUUUUGGACCCGGGAGGAAUACACUCUUCCAAAACUUCCUAGAGCAUCUCACAAAACCAUCAUCCAUGACAAUAAAAUGUGGAUUGUUGGGGGCUAUGUCUUCAAUCAUUCUGACUCUCAGAAGGUUUUAGCGUAUGAUCUUAUUUCUGAAGAGUGGCUUCCACUGAACAACUCUGUGAACUCAGUAGAGAUGAGAUACGGUCAUUCGUUGGCAUUGCACAAGGAUAACAUCUACAUGUAUGGUGGUAAGAUAGAUGCGACGGGGAACGUGAGCAGCCAGCUGUGGGUGUUCCACAUCCCCAGGCAGAGCUGGGCCGCCGUGACUCCCAAGGCCAAGGAGCAGUACGCCGUGGUGGGGCACUCGGCCCACAUCGUCACCCUGCAGGACAGCAGCACCGUCAUGCUGGUGCUGUUUGGGCACUGCCCCCUCUACGGCUACAUCAGCAAUGUGCAGGAGUACAACCUGGUGACAAAUACCUGGAGCAUCUUACAGACAAGUGGAGCUUUGGUGCAAGGAGGAUAUGGUCACAGCAGUGUUUAUGAUCCAAAUACAAGAUCAAUCUAUAUCCAUGGGGGUUACAAAGCGUUCAGUGCCAACAAGUACAGACUGGCAGAUGAUCUGUACAAGUAUGAAGUUGAUUCCCGUAUGUGGACUAUUCUGAAAGACAGCAGAUUUUUUCGCUACUUGCACACAGCUGUGAUAGUGAGUGGGACCAUGCUGGUGUUUGGAGGAAACACUCACAAUGACACCUCCAUGAGCCACGGAGCCAAGUGCUUUUCUUCGGAUUUUAUGGCCUAUGAUAUUGCCUGCGACCGAUGGUCGGUGCUCCCCCGGCCGGCCCUGCACCACGAUGUGAACAGGUUUGGGCACUCUGCUGUGCUGUACAACAGCACCAUGUAUGUGUUUGGAGGCUUCAACAGCCUCCUCCUGAGUGACAUCCUGAAGUUCACACCUGAGAGAUGUGAGGCUUUUGACAAUGAGAUGUCCUGCCUGCGGGCAGGUCCUGGUGUCAGAUGUGUGUGGGCUCCCCGCCCUCCUGGCUGCAUCCCCUGGGAAAAUGCAACAGUGGAGCAGCAGCAAAAGGUCUUUGAAGACUGUCCUCCCAAGCCAGUUGUAGACAAUGAAAAAUGUGAUCAGAUUACAGACUGCUACAGCUGCACAGCCAACACAAACAGCUGUCAGUGGUGUUCUGACCAGUGUAUCCCAGCACACAACAACUGCACAGAGGAACAGGUUCCUGUUACUCUCUAUGACAAUUGCCCUAAGGAUAAUCCUGCCUACUACUGUAACAAAAAGACGAGUUGUAAAAGCUGUGCCAUGGAUCAAAACUGUCAGUGGGAACCUAGGAAUCAGGAGUGCAUUGCUUUGCCAGAAAAUAUCUGCGGAGCAAACUGGCAUUUGGUUGGCAACUCCUGUCUGAAGAUCACCAAUGCCAAGGAGAACUAUGAUCAUGCCAAACUGUCCUGCAGAUCCAACGGUGCUUUACUGGCUUCUCUCACCACCCAGAAGAAGGUGGAGUUUGUUCUGAAGGAGGUGCAGAAGUUUCAGUCUUCGCCCAAGACUUUGACUCCGUGGGUUGGACUGAGGAAAAUCAAUGUGUCCUAUUGGUGCUGGGAAGACAUGUCUCCCUUCACCAACACCCUCGUCCAGUGGCUUCCCAAUGAACCAAGUGAUGCUGGAUUUUGUGGAUAUUUAGCUGAGCCUUCCCAACAGGGAUUGAAGGCAGCAAUGUGUAUCAACGAGGUCAAUGGCACUGUCUGUGAAAGGCCAGCCAACCACAGCGCCAAGCAGUGCCGCACGCCCUGCGCGCUGCGCGCCGCCUGCGCCGAGUGCACCAGCGGCAGCUCCGAGUGCAUGUGGUGCAGCAACAUGAAGCAGUGCGUAGACUCCAACGCCUACGUGGCCUCGUUCCCCUACGGGCAGUGCAUGGAGUGGUACACCAUGAGCAGCUGUCCACCUGAAAACUGCUCAGGGUACUGCACCUGUGCUCAGUGCUUGGAGCAGCCGGGCUGUGGAUGGUGCACAGACCCGAGCAACACUGGGAAGGGCAAGUGCAUCGAAGGCUCUUACCGGGGUCCUGUCAAGAUGCCAACCCCAUCCACACCAGGGAAACACAGCUUGGAGCCUGUCCUCAAUGUCAGCCUGUGUCCUGUGGAGAAUAGCUAUAACUGGUCCUUUAUUCAGUGUCCAGCCUGUCAGUGUAAUGGGCACAGCAAGUGUGUAAACGAGAGCAUCUGUGAGAAGUGUGAAAACCUGACCACGGGCAGGCACUGUGAGAUGUGUAUCUCUGGCUACUAUGGGGAUCCCACCAACGGGGGCACGUGCCAGCCUUGCAAGUGCAAUGGCCACGCGUCCGUCUGCAACACAAACACAGGGAAAUGUUUCUGCACAACCAAGGGAAUCAAAGGAGAUGAGUGUCAGCUGUGUGAAGUUGAAAACAGAUAUCAGGGAAAUCCACUUAAAGGAACGUGUUACUAUACCCUUCUCAUUGACUAUCAGUUUACCUUCAGCCUUUCCCAGGAGGACGAUCGUUAUUACACUGCAAUCAACUUUGUAGCAACACCUGAAGAGCAAAACAGAGACCUGGACAUGUUUAUCAAUGCAUCUAAAAACUUCAACCUCAACAUUACUUGGUCCACAAGUUUUGCAGCUGGUACUCAGGCUGGGGAGGAAAUUCCAGUUGUUUCCAGAACCAAUGUAAAAGAGUACAAGGACAGUUUCUCCAAUGAGAAAUUUGAUUUCCGCAACAACCCGAACAUCACGUUCUUUGUUUACGUCAGCAAUUUCACCUGGCCCAUAAAAAUACAGAUUGCAUUCUCAGAGCACAGCAACUUUAUGGACCUGGUGCAGUUCUUUGUGACAUUUUUCAGUUGUUUCCUGUCAUUGCUCCUGGUGGCAGCUGUGGUUUGGAAGAUUAAACAAAGUUGUUGGGCAUCACGACGGAGAGAGGCACCUGUUAACGCACAGACUGGUACGGCACGCAAGGUCUGAUGGCAAAACAAUCCUGCUUUUACACAGAACAGUCACUAGGACUGUAAGUCGCUGAACACUUUUUCCUUUGACGCUGAUGUGAAGAGAGUUUCUCUCUCUCUCUCUCUCUCUCUCUCAUCCGAGUCCUGCUGAAUAAAAAGUACACUUAGGAAGAAUGCAGGUGGGGAGAGAUGAAAGAUUAAACAUUUUUUUCCAAGUACCUCUGCAUCAACUAAGACCAGUUACAGACAUCACACCUGCAUGCUGCAGACAAACGACUGAUUUUCCAAGGUGUACUUUGAAACCUACUGUAUCCUGCUUUGGAAUCUCUACCAAAACUCAGAGUAGCUGUUCUGGAUCCGGGAAUUUUGAGGUAACUGUAAAAAAAAAAAAAAAAAAAAAGCAGACACAAGAGAAAUGAAACUGUUUUCCCUCUGGGAAUGACAUUUCUUUUAUACUUUUUGUUCCACUUCAGUCCUUGAAAGGCAGCUUCUGGGCGAAUAUCAUGCAGAGGCCCAGUGUAGGAAUCGGACUGACUGACAUGCCAAGCCAGACCAGUGUUUUGGGUGAGGAGUUGGCCCAUGGCCCCAGACCUUGGAGGGCAUUUGUUUAAGUUUAGAAUAGCUCCUAAGAAGGUUGUCACAGGUUUUAAAAAUUCUUUAUGGCAAAGCUUUAAGGUAAAGCUUUAUAACCCUCAUUUCCCAUUGGUUGCCUCUAUUCCCAGUUAUGUCAUCCCUUGUCUCCUCCCAGCUCUGGAAAGUUCUUGUAUCCUUGUACCCCCCCCCACUGGUUUAUGUUCACUGCACUGUUCCACCCAUCCUACCUUAUCGGCCCCUGCCCUGUAUUACUCCUCCCUUACACCACUUUUCCCUUUACCCACUGGAUUCUCACCCUGGACCCACCUCCCAUCAUCCCUUAUAAAUACCCUGGAUUUUCCCUCAGCCUUGUCUUCGACCCUGAACUCUUCCAGUGUAUGCCCUCGCUGCAGGGGACUGUCAGGCCUGAAUGGCUGGGAGUUCGUCCUCUUCUCCCUGGGCAAGCAGAAAUUGGCAUUCAUUACACCACAGAAAUGCUUUCUGAAACCUUUCCCCUCCCCUGCCCUUGGCUGCUACAUCUUCUCUCUCUGCCUCGGAACUGACAGCUGUAUCCCUGAGGUCAUUUCCCCUGCCUGACUUCUGCGCAGCUCCAAGCUGGGACAAACUGGGAUAACUUAGGGGGGACAGAGGUGAGACUUUUAUUUAGCAGGAUUUUUCUCCGACUUCUAAUUACAGCCAAAACAUUCUCCAAUCCCCCACUGAGAAGAGCACAAACUCACAGCCAUUCCGGGCUGAGGGAAAUGUGACACAGUAUCAAUAAAUAAGUGACCUUUCCUGGGAGCAGCCAUCACCCCAGUCCUCCAGCCUCUGCGAGCUGCUGCAGUCAAUGGACCCAACUUCCAAGGCUUAACCUACAUUUCUGUCAGCUCUCGUUCGAAAGCUCCCGGACAGUAAAUCACACGACAGAAUUUUAAAAUGGCACCAAGAAUAACAGAGCCCAGGCCAAACCCAACCACCCCCAUCGCUGCUCCACCCCGCUCUUGGCAGAAACAGUCGUAUCCUUUAGAAAUCCUCUCCUUCCCCUGCUACUCAGUCCUUCGCUGCCCAUCCCCACAGAGGAUUUACUCCACCUUUGGCUCCCCACAGCACCUCUCUCCCCAGCACAAAUCCCACUUGGCACAGACACAGACGGAGCAGACCUAAGGCAACGGAUCCAGCAGCAGCUGCGAUUCCGAGCUCCCCGUUCCCCGCACAGCUCAUCCAUCCAAGCACUCCUGGCAAUCUCACCUCAGCCCGGACUCUCUGUUCCUCAGAGGCAAACACGGCCUGAUGGGGCACGGCUCUGGCACCCCAUUUCCUCCGGCUGCUGCUGACCUGGAAAGCCACAGGGAAACGCAGUCCCCCCGGAACCUCACAUCCCUGGAUACCAGCAGAGCCGCAGUUUCACCCAGAUCCCAGAUUCCAUAGACACUUCAUCCCAGCGGGGAGGAAAAGGGGAACCCUGCGCGGUCAGGACCGGGAGCCCCCCAGUGCAGAGCCCUGGUGCUGAAGGCACCUUGGCUCUGGCUCCUCAAACACCACAGCUUUUGGCAAAGAUGGGAGGAGUGGAACCGUUUCUCCGGUCCUGGAAGAGAAGAAGAGGAAAAGAAAAUGAAGUCCCCCUGCAGAAGUCAAAGGAUCCCAGCUUUCACACUUCUGCUGCGGACGGACUGCUCGCUGUGGGGCUGCAUCCGAGACAGGCGACGGCUGCAGUACCGCGCUGUGCCCACAAGGCGGCAGCACUGCCGCCGAGCUCAGCCCGGGGCUGCGGCGCUUUGGGGACGGACAGACAGACAGACAGACAGACGGACAGACAAGGGAUGGGGGGAGGGAAUGAAACAACGAGAUCCAUCCCUUCAGGAAAUCCCCCUGAAUGAAUGCACCAAAAUAAACCCCAGCCAAAACUAAAGAAAGCCUUCCUCUAACGAAAUGAAAACAAACAAAAAUUUUUCAUGUAUUCUACGGCCACCCCUCCCUGGGAAUGUCCUGGCACCCGUGGGUCCCUCUGGGGGAGGGCACCCAGCACGGCCCCCCCCCCAUUCCCCACUCCCCUGCUCCUGCCCCGCAGCGUGGCUCCCUCUGCCGGGGACCUCGGGCUGCCCCGAAACACAUCGGAGCCCCCCGAGUCUCCACCCCGUCCCCCCCUCAGCCUUCUUUCCUCACCCCCAAAAUGAAGGCACAGAACCGCUCCAGCUGCCCUGGAUGGCAGCACGGCCCAUGAUGGGAACCCUUCCCACGGGUCCAUGCCCCCAAAAAGGGACCCUGCUGGCACAAGGAAAGGGGGGGGGGGGCAGCCCCCAGGAGGGCUAAAGUUCCUCCCCAGCCCCGCAGACACAGAGGACACGAGGCAGAAAGAGAGAGUGGCAGCAGAGAGGACACGGGAAAGAAAAUGAAGAUCAGGGUGCAGGAUGAAAUGGAGGAAAAAAAAAAUAAAAACCAAAACCACAAGAAAGGGAUGCUAGAUGGGCAGCACGAGAGAGGGAUUAAAAAAGAACAGGGGCAGCGAACGGGACACAAGGAUCCCGGGGGAAACAAUGGCACGGGGAGCACCACAGAGCCACAGGGAACAGAACGGGAACACGAGUGAGGCACGAAGAAGGACAGACAAAAAGACGGAGUCCCAAACACACAGCAAGGACGCAGGGACACAGAGACAAAAAGGGAAACCAGGACCGGGAGACAGGAAUCGACCACGCCACGUGCUCGGGAGGGUAAAGACGGGCAAGGAGCGGCACGGGGACAGAAAAGGCACGGCCAGCAGGACAGAGGCUCACCAAGAGAGCGUGCAGUCAGGGAGCAGCACUGGGCAGCAGUCAGACUGGGCAUGGCUCCUCUAGGACAAAAACAUUUACAGUUAGAAGCCAUUCCCUCCCUGGCAUCUCAUUUGUAUUUAACCUCCCCAGAAGUGAAUUCAUAUCACGAGCAAUGUGCAGUCCUGGCUUCUCCCCGCCCAGGAUUUGGACAGGGGACCUGGGCACAGCACCCACUUGUGAGUCAGUGGAACACAUCCCAGGUGACACUUCAAGGGAUCUCCUUCUGGCACUGCAUGUUUGCAGAUCUGGGCUGGCACAUUCGACUCCCCUCAUGGCCACAUUCAAGAACAAGUGACCACAUUUGGCAGAGAAUUCCCAAGAAAACUCACGUGCCAUCAGUGAGCAGAAAAUCCUUUGGGGUUUAGUUCCAUCUCUCACCUGUUCCCAGUGGAGGGAAGAUGGGCUUUUGUCACACAUCACAGCAGCAGUGAUGGAGCAGGCCUUUUUUAUUCUAAAAUUUAAUGAGAGGUAAUAAAAAUAAACCAGGUCUGAUAGAAAUGCCUUUUAAAGCCAUUAAAGCUUUUUAAAGCCAAGGAGACCAUCACCAUGCCCGAGUUCAGUCUCCUAUUCCUACUGGUUUUGGUAUCAGCAAAUCCAUCAGGCUCUUUUCAGAACUAGUGCUUCAUAUCAACUAAACCUCUGGCUCCUCUUUAUUUGCACUUACAGCCCCUUGCAGGAAUCUCUGCAGCCCUUUUCCCCCCCAUCCUGCAUUGGAGAGAGGAGGGAUAUUAGUGACACAUGUAUGCUCAAACAAUCCUUCUGGCUCUUCAAAAAGUUCCAAACGCCUGUAAUAAAAUUGAUAUCAAGUAAUAUUGGGUCUCAGGCUGUUCAAGAAAAGGGAAAGUGGAGCUUUGAUGUCCCACUGAGAGCUGUUGAAUAAAAUCUUCCCCGUGAGCUUGCACACAGCAAUAACAUUUUUUGGACCAAACCAAAGUAAGAAUUUUUUGACAAAACAACUUAGGUCUGUGUGAGCACACUUUUUCCUUUCGUGCUGAUGGGAACAGAGCUCCUUUCUCUCACCUGAGUGCUGCUGAAUAAAACGUACACCUAGGAAGAAUGCAGGUGGGGAGGGAUGAAAGAGUCAACUUGUUCCAGAGUACAUCUAGCAGCACAUAGGACAGAAGCGCACGCGACUGAAACAUUGUAUCCAGAACCACAGGAACAGCGGGCUCGGAAUUCUCAGCAGCUGCUCCCUCUGGCUACUUCAAGGACUUUCCCAGGCAGGGAAUCCAGCCGGGGCUCCCGGCUGGAAGAGGCACCUUUGCAACAAAAUGCCAUGGCAACUUGCUCCAAACCAGCGCUGCAGCUGCUGCCGCAUGCAGAGGACAUCGGGCUGCUGCCAGCUGAAAGGGGGAGCUGGAAUUGUGCCUGGGAAUUCUCCCGUGCCCGCUCUCCCACGCCGCCCCGUCCUUCCGCCCCUCUCACCUUUCCGGCAGAGAGAGCAGCUGCCUCCUCCUGCGGGCUGCUCCCGGCUGCGGGUAGGGCGAUGGCUCCGGGAGCUGGGCGACCGCUCUUCCUUCGUCGAUGCUUUCCCCGGGCGGGAGCGGACCGGGCAGCGCGGAGAGGUGGCGCGGCGGGAGGGGAGUCGCUCUCCGCGACGGCGGCCGUGGAAGGACCCCAGCAGAGAGAGGGGCGGAGCCGCCGCUGCCUGUCGGCGCCCGCCGGGCUCCCGCGCGUCCGC